ACUAGAAAAGAAAGACAGAAUGGCUGACGCAGUGAGCUGUGGCGAGCACAACAGAUGGAGUCUUAAGGGCAUGACCGCUCUAGUCACCGGUGGAACCAAAGGAAUCGGGCAUGCUGUUGUGGAGGAACUGGCAGAGCUAGGGGCGUCUGUGCAUACAUGCUCUAGGAAAGAAGCUGAGCUCAAUGAACGCAUAAGUGAAUGGGAAAUCAAAGGUUUCAAAAUCACUGGUACAGUGUGUGAUGUAUCAUCUAGCGUAGCAGAACGAGAGAAGCUAAUGAAUGAAGUCUCAUCUCUGUUUAAUGGCAAACUUAACAUUCUUAUAAACAAUGUUGGGACAAAUAUAUGCAAACCGACUGAAGAGUACAAAGCCGAGGAAUUCUCAUUUAUCAUGGCUACAAAUUUUGAGUCUGCUUAUCACUUGUGCCAACUUGCGCAUCCUCUUUUGAAAUCUUCCGGGGCUGGUAGUAUUAUUUUCAUAUCUUCGGUUUGUGGGGUGGUAUCAGUUAAUGUUGGAUCCAUAUAUGCAAGUACCAAAGGAGCCAUGAAUCAGCUUGCUAAGAAUUUGGCAUGCGAGUGGGCAAAUGACAAAAUAAGGACCAAUUCUGUGGCACCUUGGUACAUCAGAACUCCCCUUACUGAACCUCAUCUGAGCAAUGAGAAAUUCUUGGAGGAAUUGAAGUGCCGAACUCCGAUGGGACGCACUGGGGAACCCAAAGAAGUGUCUUCCUUGGUAGCAUUCUUAUGCUUGCCUGCAGCCUCGUACAUAACUGGCCAGACCAUUUGUGUUGAUGGGGGAUUUACAGUCAAUGGCUUCUCCUUUCCAAUGAAGAACCUUUUGCGUUCAGAUGAGUGAUACAAGUUGUGAUUCUUAGUUAAUAACAUUAAAAUAAAAAUAAAAUCAUCUUUUGUUGUGAGUGAAUAAAUAUGUCGCAAAUCCAAACUA
Messenger RNA from Pistacia vera, 943 nucleotides. RefSeq names its product senescence-associated protein 13-like. Gene Ontology annotation, molecular function: oxidoreductase activity. The record is from RefSeq and is a predicted model, not a curated record. Lineage: Eukaryota; Viridiplantae; Streptophyta; Magnoliopsida; Sapindales; Anacardiaceae. The transcript has 5 exons. Bases 20 to 853 code for a protein of 277 amino acids.